Messenger RNA from Toxotes jaculatrix (banded archerfish), 2153 nucleotides. It is a transcript of the gene cdc6, whose product is annotated as cell division cycle 6 homolog (S. cerevisiae). The record is from RefSeq and is a predicted model, not a curated record. The transcript is spliced from 12 exons. Gene Ontology annotation, molecular function: ATP hydrolysis activity; DNA replication origin binding; ATP binding. Gene Ontology annotation, cellular component: nucleus. Gene Ontology annotation, biological process: mitotic DNA replication checkpoint signaling; DNA replication initiation; cell division. Bases 148 to 1863 code for a protein of 571 amino acids. NCBI's taxonomy places the organism in Eukaryota, Metazoa, Chordata, Actinopteri, Toxotidae.
CGGUGGAAGCGGUUUGGCGCAAGUUUGGCUUCAGUCUGCGGGGAAGACGGACGCACCGCGGGGCAGAGAGAGUUUGAAGACCCGAGAAAACGCUCCACUCUGAGCUGAGAAGACUUCAUUCAACUUUCGAAACAGGUCGAACACAAAAUGCCCAGCACACGCUCUCAGGGCCGGGAUCAGCCCACGCUGCAGUUCCCCCGACGGAAAUCCUGCAGAGUUUCCUCCCGCUCCAAGACGCCUCUGUCCCAGAGGUCUCCGGUCUCUUCACCCUCCAAGCCCGAACCUCAGCACCUCGCCUCGACCCUGAACCAGAUUGGACCACUCUCACCAAGACGCCAUGCAGGCCAGCCCACCCCUCUGUCGCCUAGACGUCCACCACCCUCCUCUCCCAGUCUCCAGCCACGGCUUCCCCUCAGUCCCAGGAAACGCACAGGUGACGACAACCGCUGUAACCUGCUGGGUUCCCCACCGAAGCAGAGCAAACCGACUCUGGCCUCGCCCCGAAAACUGGGCUUUGACGAGAACUCGCCGGUUUUAGCUCGCCGUCAGCUGGUCCCGUCCUCGCCGCGACAACAGCUCUCUCCCACUUCCACAUCGUCCCCGAGACGACAGGAGACGCCAGCUGAAAGUCCGGCGCAUCAGAAGUCUGAGAGGAAGCCGCCGGUCGUUCGUCUGUUUGCAGAAAAGACGAGGUUUCAGAGCGUGAAGCAGGCGCUCCACACCGCCGUCCCCGAGCGGCUCCUGGCCAGGGAGGCCGAGCGGGCGUCCAUCCGGUCUUUCCUGGAGGAGAAGGUGCUGCAGCGUCUCCCCGGCAGCCUCUACAUCUCCGGAGCCCCGGGCACCGGCAAGACAGCCUGUCUCAGCUGUGUCCUGCAGGAGAUGAAGGCCGAGCUGACGUCCGUACAGACUGUGGUGGUGAACUGUAUGAGUCUGAGGAGCUCCCACGCCAUCUUCCCGCUGCUGGCUGACAAGCUGAAGGCAUCCGGCGGGCAGAACGGUCUACAGAGACUCCUGACGGCCCCGGGGCCCGCUGUGCUUCUUGUCCUGGAUGAGAUGGACCAGCUGGACAGUAAAGCUCAGGACGUCCUCUACACCAUCUUUGAAUGGCCGUACCUGCCCAAGUCUCGCCUCUGCCUCAUCGGUAUUGCCAACGCUCUGGAUCUGACUGACCGGAUCCUGCCCAGGCUGCAGGCUCGCCCUCACUGUCGCCCCCUGCUGUUACACUUCCCUCCCUACAGCCGACAGGAGCUCACCGCCAUCGUACAGGACAGACUCACACAGGCGUCAGCUGACGGGAUCCUCGACACCUCGGCGGUUCAGUUCUGUGCCAGGAAAGUGUCGGCGGUGUCAGGAGACGCCAGGAAAGCUCUGGACAUCUGCAGGAGAGCAAUAGAAGUUGUGGAGUCUGAUGAGAGAAAGAAAGCAGCCGAUUCAAAAGCCGAAGCUAAAGCUUCCCGGGUCAGCCUUCCUCAGGUUGCGCGGGUGCUGUCGGAGGUGUACGGCGACCGGAUGGCGUCUCAGAGCAGCGGCUCUGAGGGAGAGAGUUUCCCCCUGCAGCAGAAACUGCUCGUCUGCUGCCUCCUGCUGCUCAUUCGCAACGGAAAGAGCAAAGAGAUCGGCCUGGGAAAGCUGCAUGAGGUCUACAGUCGCCUGUGCGCUCAGAGGCAGGUGUCAGGAGUCGGUCAGGGCGAGUGUUUGUCUCUCUGCAGUCUGCUGGAGAGCCGAGGAAUCUUCGCUCUGAAGAAAGCCAAAGAGGCUCGUCUCACCAAGGUGUUUCUGAAGAUCGAGGAGAAAGACGUGGAAAACGCUCUGAAGGAUCGAACGCUGCUGGGCAGCAUCCUGGCUGCAGGACUUCCCUCAUGAUCACUUAUUUAUUUUUUUAUCUGAUUUUUAAUUUGAACAUAUGAACCAAGAUUUUUCUCUGGUUUGUUUUUUAUUCUCAUUUUUGCUGAGAAUUUGUACAUUUUUCUGAAAAUAUCUACUAAAAAAAUUUUUGUUUUAAACUUUUUUUCCUUUAAUUUUUUUUUAGCUGGUGUUGAUGCUCAGUUUUGAGUUGAUGUACAAUGUUGAACACUUCAUUUUAUGAAAUGACAGCAUUUGUUUCAGUUGAGAUUUGAAACAUUUCCAUUUUUAUGCUGUAAAUAAACAAAUGU